AUGGCUGGGAUUCGUCGGUGGGCACGCAGGAUCGAGCGCUGCUGCUGCACUUCCCUGACCUACUUCCCUCUCCUUUUCGUGUACGGCCUCACCACAUGGGCCGUCUGGGUAGACGUCAACAUUGGCUCUUCCCAAUCCAAGGUUGCUUGGCUAGGCAACGGCUCAUCCUUCGUCGCGCUCCUUAUAUAUGGACUUCUCAACUGGUCCUACACAACUGCCGUCUUCACAAACCCUGGCAGCACCACCAACGACAAUGGCUACGCCGAGUUACCAACCGAAGCCCCGCCAACCGCCACUUCCUUCACCGUCAAGUCCAAUGGUGAAGUGCGUUUCUGCAAGAAAUGCCAAGCCAGGAAGCCUGAUCGCGCCCAUCACUGUUCUAGCUGCCGCAAGUGUGUUCUCAAGAUGGAUCACCACUGUCCUUGGCUGGCCACGUGCAUCGGAUUGAAGAACCACAAAGCUUUCCUGUUGUUCCUGAUCUAUACGACAAUCCUGUGUUUUUACUCCUUCGCCGUCUCUGGUAGCUGGGUCUACGUCGAGAUUGUCAACAACACUACAUACGUAGACACGCUGCUCCCCAUCAACUUUAUCAUUCUGAGCGUCGUGUCGGGCAUCAUCGGCAUCGUUGUCGGAGCGUUCACUGGCUGGCAUAUACUGCUAGCCAGCCGAGGCCAGACCACCAUCGAGUGUCUCGAGAAGACACGCUACCUCUCGCCUAUCCGCCGAGCUAUGCAGACGAACAAUAUUCGCGGUGUUCCGCUGCCGCAAUAUGGGCAGCAGCUGCUUGACGUUCACGCCAACGCUCUCCCGGGCAUCACUCGCCCUGAAGAGGGUGAGGAGUACCGCUCGGGUGGGCCCGGUCUUGACGGCCAGCGUCCCGCAUUCCAAUCCUACGAGGAGGUCGAGAGACACAACGCCCGGAAGCGCUACGAGGACUACCUCGAUGAACAGGACUCGGAGAAGCUCCCCAACGCCUUCGACCUCGGCGCCAAGCGAAACCUCCUCCACCUCUUUGGUCCCACGCCUUGGCUUUGGGCCUUUCCCAUUUGCAACACGACUGGAAAUGGGUGGUCGUGGGAGGCCAGCCCCAAGUGGGUUGCCGCCCAAGAUCGCAUCAGGCGGGAUCGCGAGGCUCAGCGCGCCCGUGAAGUCAAUGCUGGAUGGGGCUCCGACGAUGCGCCGCCCCAGUUCCUACGUCCCAACCCUCCGGCCGGUGCGGGCCGCCACUUCAACCAGGCACCAGCGCCCUCGCCCUCGACACUCACCGGCCGGAAAACACCCUCCAAGGCCGACCGUGUACUGGGCCGUGACCCCAACCUGUACGCAGACGAGAUGCAGGAUGCCGUCUCCAUGCGCAAGCUCAGCCCCAGAGGCAAGGCGAUCGAAGACGACCUCUUCGCCACAGACGACGAGGGCCACAGCCCCGAAGAUGACGCCGAGGCCGCAGAAAACAGGGCCAUGAACCUCGUGACGAACGGGGGCUGGGGCCGCGGCGGCGCGAGCGGGCUGCUGAGGAAACACAGCAGCAACAGUACCAGCCCGUCCAUAGGCGGGACAGGCUUUGACCGACGGGCGUCAACGGUGGAUGAUGAUCUUGACUAA
This is a messenger RNA of Verticillium dahliae VdLs.17, 1602 nucleotides long. Its product is annotated as palmitoyltransferase PFA3. The transcript has 2 exons. The record is from RefSeq and is a predicted model, not a curated record. Gene Ontology annotation, molecular function: protein-cysteine S-palmitoyltransferase activity. Lineage: Eukaryota; Fungi; Ascomycota; Sordariomycetes; Glomerellales; Plectosphaerellaceae. Gene Ontology annotation, biological process: peptidyl-L-cysteine S-palmitoylation; protein targeting to membrane. Gene Ontology annotation, cellular component: Golgi apparatus; endoplasmic reticulum. The coding region runs from base 1 to 1602 and encodes 533 amino acids.